Molecule: messenger RNA, 1422 nt
Organism: Hansenula ciferrii
Lineage: Eukaryota; Fungi; Ascomycota; Saccharomycetes; Phaffomycetales; Wickerhamomycetaceae
Exons: 1
Coding region: 1-1422 (473 amino acids)
Source: RefSeq, a predicted model, not a curated record
AUGACUACAGAUAAUCAAUUCACCACCGUAAAGAAAAGAACUUCAAAUUUUAGUAAUUCAACUUCUAAAACAAAGAAAUCUUAUAAUCAACCUGGUAGAUCAAAUUAUAAAAGUAGAAAUAAUGAACCAUUUGUUCCAAGUGCUGCUGUGAAGAAGAUUUCUCAAAUUGAGUUAUCAGAUGAACAAAUAUUUCUUAAAUCUAAAAUCUUGAAUUUCAUCAAUACAGGUCUUGAAAAUUAUGAAUCAAAACCUUCAGUUUUCAUUAUAAAUGGUGAUGCUGGUACUGGUAAAUCAGUUAUAUUAAACUCUUUAUUCAAUGAAAUCCAGAAAAUAUCAAGAACAGAAAAGGGGAAAACUUUAUCAAACACCAAGAAUACUCUAGUAGUUAAUCAUCCAGAAAUGUUAAAAUUAUAUCAUCAAAUUUCUAAACAAUUCCCAUAUAUUUCCAAAUCUGACUUGGAAAGACCAACUUCUUUAAUCAAUAAUUUUAACAAAUCACCCAAACAAGAAAAAGUUGAUGUUUUAAUCAUUGAUGAAGCUCACUUAUUAGCUACUGCUAAAGAUGCUUUCAAAAGAUUCAACCAAGAAAAUCAUCUAGAAGAAUUGAUCAAGAUUUCAAAAGUUAUAAUCAUUGUAUUUGAUGAUAAACAAUCAUUAAGAAUGGGUUCAUAUUGGACAUUAGAUCAUGAUCUUAAAAAGGGGAAAUCAGAUGGUGCAUCUCUUACAAGCUUCUUAAACAAUUCGAAUUUAGCACAAUUCGAAACUUUUAACUUAACAAAACAAUUUAGAAUAACAGCUAAACCAGAUUUAAUCAAUUGGACAACAGAAAUAUCAACAACAAAGAAAAUCCUACCAUUACCAUUAUCAGAUGCAGAAUCUAAAACUUUUGAUUUUAAAAUUUUUGAGAAUUGUCAAAAAAUGUAUGAUUCUAUAAAAGAAAAAAAUGCAGAGUUUGGUCAAUCACGUAUACUUGCAACUUAUGAUUUCCCAUAUAGAUUAGAUGGGAAGGACUAUUUUGUUUCUUCAGAUUCUGAUGAGUUUAAAUUACGCUGGGAUAGAUAUUUACCACAAUUAACAACUCCAUGGUCAGAAAGAGAUGAUACCAUUGAUGAAGUUGGUUCAGUUUAUACAAUUCAAGGAUUUGAUCUGAAUUAUGCAGGUAUAAUAUUGGGUAGAUCAAUUGGUUAUGAUGCAAGUACUGAUUCAUUGAAAAUUAAACCAGAAUUUCAUGAUGAUAAUGCAGGUUUCACUAAGAAGAAGAAUAUAAAUAAUGUUGAUAAAGUUAAAGAAAAGAUUAUAUUAAAUUCUUUGAAUGUCUUACUAACAAGAGGUGUUAAAGGAUUAUAUAUUUUCCCUUGGGAUAAAGAAUUGAGAGAAAAAUUGUUGAGAAAUGCUGAUGAUAGAGUUGUAUCACGUAAUUGA